Megalobrama amblycephala (Wuchang bream) is the source of this 4591-nucleotide messenger RNA. RefSeq names its product gastrula zinc finger protein XlCGF26.1-like. The record is from RefSeq and is a predicted model, not a curated record. The transcript is spliced from 2 exons. Lineage: Eukaryota; Metazoa; Chordata; Actinopteri; Cypriniformes; Xenocyprididae. Bases 972 to 2717 code for a protein of 581 amino acids.
CAUUUGUGUAAAAACUGAGACAAUGGAUUGAGAUUAUUUUCUUGUCCUCCCAUCAUGCUGUAGAGAGAGCCCAGAUGAUGUCACUUCCUGGGUGUCACAGUUUUAAGAAAUCCUCUGAUUUUGAAAGGAGGAAAAUCGUGUCAGAAGUAACAGGGUUGAGUGAAUCAUGUAGGACACUGAUAAUAACACAUUUAAAGAUGCAGUCAGUCUAGACUUUGAGCAUGUGAACUUUCUACAGACACUGAAAUGAUCAUGAUAGGACGUGAUAUUUUUAUAAAAACAUAAAUAACCACUCCAAUGUUAAAAUAUACAAUCUACUCCACUUUACUGCAAACUUCACUUGAUUUACAUGCAUAUGAAUGGAGGUCAGAAAUGAUGCGUAUUGUGAAAAAGCGCAAUACAAAUGAGUGUGAAUUGACUUUAAAUGAAAAUUAAUAAUUUUGUCAUUGAUCAAAUAUGUUUAAUAGUUCUCACUACAGAAACAUGCUCUGUUUUAAAAAUAAAAUUUAUGUAAGUCUAGAUUUUCCUGCUAAAACAAAAGCUGAGAUCAAACACCCUGCAAUAAAACAAUAAAACUCACCCUGGAGAGAAGAUCUCAGAGAAAGAGCACAGGACACGCCUUGACCAAACUUUUCUCCUUGUUUAUCUGGUCAAUCCCCCCACCCCCUCUCCCUCCCUCAUCAAUUUAAAAUGCAAAAAAGAGGUUAAGUUCAAUACAAAAAUCAAUUCUGGUCUGGGUAAUUAAGUGAAGCUGGCAGCUUAGCCGCUUGGGAAAUUGGGACUUCUGUGAAUCCCACAGUCAGGUAUACAUUUCUUACACUUAGCAUUGAUUGCUCAAAGCAUACAUUUAAGUAUGUCUUAUUUUUAAUUAAAUUGGCUUCUAACUGUCUAGUUGGCAUAAUACAUUUUUACCUAACAAAAUGUUAUACUUUAAAAUUAAAUGACACGUUUUUUCUUUCAUUUCAGAGCUGAUGGAAGUGAAGGAGGAGAGUGAAGAACUGAGUGAAGUGGAGGAGGAACAUCAUGACAAACCUGGAGAAAAACCUUUGAGUCGCUCAAAGACUAAAAAGACUUUUUUAAAGAAAAGAGUCAAGAAAUCUACAACCUGCACUCAGUGUGGAAAGAGUUUCUCAUACAAAUGUCAAUUUGAGCGUCACAUGAGAGUUCAUACAGGAGAGAAGCCACACACAUGUGAUCAGUGUGGAAAGAGCUACAGUCAAUCAUCACACCUUAAAGAACACAUGAGGAUCCACACUGGAGAGAGACCGUUCACAUGUGAUCAAUGUGACAAAGUAUUUCUUAGGGAAUCAACCUUAAAGAAACACCUGACAGUUCAUACAAAGGAGAAGCCACAUUCAUGUUCUGUGUGUGGAAAGAGUUUUUCACAGCUGCAAUAUUUACAUGCGCAUCAGAAAACACACGCUGAUGUGAGAGAGUACAUGUGCUUUGAGUGUGAGAAGACGUUUACAACAGCAAGAUGUUUAAUACAGCACCAGAGAAUUCACACUGGAGAGAAACCUUACAAGUGUUCACAGUGUGACAAGAGAUUCAGUCAGUUAGCAAAUCUGAAAACACAUGAGAUGAUUCACAGCAGAGAGAAACCUUACAAGUGUUCACACUGUGACACGAGAUUCAGUCAGUCAUCAUCUCUGAAAACACAUGAGAGGAUCCACACUGGAGAAAAACCUUACAAGUGUUCACACUGUGACAAGAGAUUCAGCGUCUCAUCAAAUCUGAAAACACAUGAGAGGAUCCACACUGGAGAAAGAUCUUACAAGUGUUCACACUGUGACAAGAGAUUCAAUCAGUCAGGAACACUGAAAUCACAUGAGAGGAUUCACACUGGAGAAAAACCUUACAAGUGUUCACACUGUGACAAGAGAUUCAAUAAGUCAUCAUGUCUGAAAAGACAUGAGAGAAUCCACACUGGAGAGAAGCGGCACACGUGUGAUCAGUGUGGAAAGAGUUUCACUAUUAAAAAUCAACUAAAGAUACACAUGAAGAUCCAUGCUGUGGAGAAACCUACAACCUGCACUCAGUGUGGAAAGAGUUUCUCAACCAAACAAAAUCUUGAUGUUCACAUGAGAGUUCAUACAGGAGAGAAGCCGUUCACAUGUGAUCAGUGUGGGAAGAGCUUUACACAAAGAGGACAUCUUAAGGAACACAGGAGAGUUCACACUGGAGAGAAGCCCUUCACAUGUGAUCAAUGUGACAAAACAUUUCUUAGGUCAUCAGACCUGAAGAGACACCUGAGAGUUCAUACAAAGGAGAAGCCACAUUCAUGUUCUGUGUGUGGAAAGAGUUUUUCACUGCUGUGUAGUUUACAAAAACAUGAGAAAAUUCAUACUGGUGUGAGAGAGUACAUGUGCUUUGAGUGUGAGAAGACUUUUACUACAUGGAGCGAUUUAAAAAAGCACCACAGAAUUCACACUGGAGAAAAACCUUACAAGUGUUCACACUGUGACAAGAGAUUCAAUCAGUCAUCAUAUCUGAAAACACAUGAGAGAAUUCACACUGGAGAGAAACCUUAUAAGUGUUCACAGUGUGACAAGAGAUUCAGUCAGUCAGUAAAUCUGAAAACACAUAAGCGGAUUCACAGCAGAGAGAAGCUGCACACAUGUGAUCAGUGUAGAAAAAGUUUCACUAUUAAAAGUCACCUGAAGAUGCACAUGAAGAUCCAUGCAGUGGAGAAACCACAUCACCACAGUCUGAAAUGAAGUAGUUAAUUUUUAUGUGCUAAACAAAAAAAUCUCUUCUGUGUAAGUUAGCCACAGCCAAAUCUCUUCUCUCCAGCUAUAGUUGGCGCCAUGGGCAACAAGUUUUAUUUAUUUUAAUUUUUUUGCAGUUAGAAAACAUCUUUUUGUACCUGCAUCAGCAAAUUAUUCACAAAAAUUUUAAGCAAACAAGUUUAACCCUUUAACGACCCAGUGGUCCGCUGGCGGGACGAUAAACAAGUUGUUUUUUUAAAUGAAGAGUAUGCCAUCUAACUAAUCUUUAAUUAUGCUUGCAGUGAGUCGGUUAAAUGAAUUGCAAUAUUAAUUUAAUAAUAAAAGUAGCAUAAUAAUAACAAUAAUUUAACAGCCCUGUAUGCCCAUCCGCUAUACCCCAUUGUGAAGGGAUAAACGGUGUUCAGGCACGGCAUCAAAGCGAUUACCUGUUUAAUCCAAAUCCACAUGCGUGGACUGUUUAAUAUUCAGUACUGCAAUGUCUCUCCAGUCACAUGAUGUUUCUCAUGUGUUUUCAGUCGGCACAACAAAGAAACAUUUACUAGACUGUGGACUAGCUUUGCUCUAUGAACAGUCAGCCUGCAGCUGAAUUUUUGUGAUCACUGAAGCCCUGGGUAUACUUCGGCCGUUCGCGUUUGUGAAUUUGACGUUCAUAAUUUUCGUCAUGUGGCAGGCUUGUGGCCAGCCGCACACCCCGCCCGCAUGCGGCCCAAAUUUUGAGACCGCGCAGAUGGUGCACAUGCAACAGCGCAUGCGCAAGCAAGACGGAAGAGUCCACUAGGUGGCAAUACGCAGAGUACUGAGCACAAUGUGCAGUCGUCAAAGAAGAGUGUAAAAAGCGAUUCAAAAACAAGACAAAUAAACUCAGAUGCAUGCUUUCCCCAUCGUUUUUUAAUUCCUGUUCUCUUGGUGUAUCUUCUGAACUAUGUUGCAAUGGUGGAUGCACGGACACGACUGCACGCGAGACACGUCCAGGCGUGGAAAGUGAAGUAUAGCCAGGGCUUGAUGGUGCGCUGUCUUUCUGCACUCACGGUCAAAGAAUUAUCUUUGAAAGGCUUGGACACUCAACUGUGCGCGAGAUGGAGCAGAACGUGGGAAAUGACAUAUACCCGGGCCUUAACCACUCCAAAUUGUAGUGGACUGGAGCUGACGGCUCACUUUGGGAAAAAUACCCCCCCCAAUGUCCCCCAUGUUAUUAUGUCUAGACAUGUAGUUUAACUGUUGCUGGUUGAUGCGAGAGGCAUUCUGGGAUACCUGGCUGUCUCAAGUCCCCUCUCGAUGCAUCCUCGAUAAAAGUCGGAUCGAGAACACAUUCGGGGAUUUGAACUGUACUUGGCUAGAUGUGAACUUUGAAUUGGAUCAGUACUCGGGCAGCAACUGAUGACGUUUCACAAGAACAGACAAGAACGCAUAUUAAAUAAUGGAUAACUAAUGAAUGAAUGAGGCAUUUAUAUAGCACUUUACUAUGUACUACUGUACACUGUAAGUGCUUCACAAUUACAUCAGGGGUCGCUCCUCAUCCACAACCUGGAUAAUUCAACAGCAGACACAGAGCAACAGCACCAAGAUCAAAUCUGUGGUUUAUUGAUAAAGAAAGUGCCUAUUUGAAAAUUUGAUCUGACGUUGUCGGAGUUGUGAGAUCCAGACGAUCACUGGGCACUCAGCGCUCAUGUACCCCGCCGAGAGCAGCCUUACCUCGGCUAGUCCUUCUGAUGUUUGCCGCUGACUUUGAUGAAUCUGUAGUGGUUAAACAUGAGAUAUAAUUCAUCUUUUGUAUAUGUAACAGGCAAUCUUUGGUCUCAUUAAUCUAUAAUUUGUUCCCUGGAAAAUCGUUUUGGCUGAGGGUAAAGUUUCAUAACUUUAUA